Messenger RNA from Venturia canescens, 2315 nucleotides. RefSeq lists its product as uncharacterized. NCBI's taxonomy places the organism in Eukaryota, Metazoa, Arthropoda, Insecta, Hymenoptera, Ichneumonidae. The transcript has a single exon. The record is from RefSeq and is marked provisional. Bases 1 to 2001 code for a protein of 666 amino acids.
AUGAACGACGGUAACGCAGCUUCGUCACAACUGCCAAUCAAGUUCGAUGGUGAGAAACAGCAGCAUCGUCUCGAGAUGCAAUCAAAUAAGACGCCACAACAGCAAAACUUCAAGUCUGGAAUGAAAAAUAAUGGUGAAAAAUGUGAGAACGAGGAGGUCGAAGAAAAUGAGCUCGAGGGUGACUAUAGCGAGUCUUCGGAAGACCAUGAAGACGGACAAUGUGACGAAAAUAUCGUUAGUGGUUGUGGUGGUGUUGGUGCUAGUGGAGAAAACGAUUGUUCCGAGAUGGAAGUGGGUCGUGGUGUUGGCACGAGUAACAACAGCAGUAUACAGGUUGACAUGACCAGUAGUAAAGCACCAAAACGUAAAAACGUUUCAAAUGUUUGCAACGUCAUCAUGAAUCUUCUAGAGUUCAUGCAAUUGGUGUUUUACAUAACGCUGAAAAUGACAUUUGAUCGAAAAGUCGUUUCAGCCGCAGCGGUCACUGAAUUUAUCGAUGCAAUGAACGUGAGCGAAUUCGAGCCCAACGCUGCGGUGUCUGUGUUAAGUACGACGCAACCACAACUGCGUGGUAAAGGAGUAAAACAAGUGAAAUUGAAUGACUCGUCGGCUUCAUCGCCAUUGAAUCGAAUCUGUGUACCGACGGUUCUCGAAGAGACACAGUUUUUCGAAACGGUCAAUCAACAGGAUAGACGCACAGUUUUUCUCACAGUCAUAUCGUGUUUGUUGCCGGCACUCGAAGACGCUGGUAUCGGGCUGGGUUUUCAGCGUGAAUAUUUAAAAUAUUUUCUGGCUACACAUCGCCGUUUCGUUACACCAAAUGACUUCAGUAACACGAACGCACUGAAGAAACCCAACAGAAAGCAGAAACAAACUCACUUGCCGAACGGGGCAAUUUUACUCGAGUAUGUCAAACAGCCUGAUCUAUUUGCUAGUAAUCUGAGCCGAUGCGAUCAAUCGGAUGUCGAGGCAUUGAAAUUUAUCGUUGAAAAACGUAUCGAAAUAUCCAGAGCCAUUUUUCAUUCGUGGUUUAGAAAACGUUUUGCAGAUGCCAAAUAUGUGAACGAUGAAACUGAUGAAAAGCGUGAGGGUUAUAUAUGCAUACCUGUAACGAAUCUUAAGCGAACUGCGGUGCUUAUCACCAACACGGUUAUGCUGAUGCACGACGGCACACAAUUUUCGUUGCCGCAUGCAAGUUUUGAACGUGACAUCACAGCACGAAUGAUUGCGACUGCAGGUCUCUUACGUGGCGAAUACAUGAUUUUGGACGUACUCAUUUCGAACAAAAUCAAAGUCAUAGAUUUGAUGGAAUCGACUAAAAGUGACUGCGUUAUACCUCAAGAAUAUGUGGCGCGAAUGAAGCUCGUCCAGGAUAUGCUCAAGAAUAUUAAGACCGUUGUGCCAACGAUGGAGCGCUACGAAGGAAGUUACAUACAGAAAGCUCAAUGCGGCAUUAACGUAACAAACUAUGUAUAUUAUCGACCUUAUUUGACUGUGGCAAUUGUUGGCCUGUACGACAAGACGGUCUGGUUGGCUUUCAAAAAUGAUGCGGGAGACUUGGAGGUCAAGCUAUCGACGAAUAUUGCUGGUCCGGUAGCUGUGAUCAUCGGGACGGAGCGGCUGUGCCAUAGCCCACCGAGUACAGAGGAAAACACGAAGAUUUUAUUAAAUGGGAAAUUAGUACGUGUACUCGAACUACCUACUUCUAUAAAUGUACGUUUGUUUCGUCGUGUCAUCAAAGUCGAGUUGAAGGAUGGCUUGAAGGACGGAAGCAAGCUGGGCUCGAUCAGUUACAACGAAGUUUCGAGUACACACGAAUUCAAGGCACCAGUCGCGUCUAAAGAGACCGUGUCGGAAGAUAUGCUUAAACAAUUCGUUAACAAUCCAAACAACCUUAACUCAGUGCUCGAAGUGAUCAUAAAAUCACCCCAAUACAAUAGCAUAUUGCGUAAAUUACAAGCAAAUAUUGUACACCUCGAAAUUCCACUGUCAUAUUCAUAAUAUCGAUUUUGUACACUCGUUAAAUAACCGAAAUAAAUAUUGUCAAAAGAUUUACCAUAGCGGAAUCGUUGUCAUCUGCAAUAACACUGGGAUAUUGACUUUUUUUCCACAGUACAUCGGUAAGCGGUGUUUGGAAGCACACAAUCAUAUUAUUGUUGAAAUGUAUUUUUUCCACGAAUCACAUGAUAUUGACGUGGCAGUAAAAGUCAGUCGCUAGAAUCCAAAGCGUAUAGGAAUAUUGAAAAAGCACCUUCUAUCAUAUAUUUGUCAUUGUGAUAUCAAUAUAUUUGUCAUUGAUUCGUGUGAAUAUUUUU